This is a messenger RNA of Heteronotia binoei (common prickly gecko), 3431 nucleotides long. It is a transcript of the gene UBXN2B, whose product is annotated as UBX domain protein 2B. Gene Ontology annotation, molecular function: ubiquitin binding. Gene Ontology annotation, cellular component: cytosol; nucleus. NCBI's taxonomy places the organism in Eukaryota, Metazoa, Chordata, Lepidosauria, Squamata, Gekkonidae. Bases 161 to 1282 code for a protein of 373 amino acids. The transcript has 9 exons. Gene Ontology annotation, biological process: Golgi organization; nuclear membrane reassembly; autophagosome assembly. The record is from RefSeq and is a predicted model, not a curated record.
AUAUGGAACGGUCCGAAGUGGUCCUGCACCUGGAAUCCCGUUGCUAUGACAGCCAUAGCUGCCGGAAGAGCUCCUCACUGAUCCCGCCCCUCCUUCAUAGCACAACGCCCGGGUGCAGGGAGCGGCUCUUUCCCUGCUGCUGCUGUUGCUGCUGCUGAAGAUGGCGGACGAGGGAGCAACCUCUGAGCAGCAAGAGGAGGAAGCAGCCCUUGGGGCAGGCGAGCUACGGAGCGAGAAAGGGCCCCGGGGAAGCGGCCGGCCCCCCACUGUCAGGGAUUUACAGCUUGCAUUGGCUGGAUUAUAUGAAGAUGAAAUUAAAAGGCAACCAUCGCAUUCUGAUAAACCAACAACUAGAGUGACCAGUCAUCCAAGAUUACCAGUUCAAAGUCUUAAAAUUGACUCCUUCAGAAGUUUGAGAAAACCAGAAAGAAGUAUGAGUGAUGACAAGGAUAACCAAAGGUAUUAUUCAGGUGAUUCAGAAUAUAGGGGACUCCAGGUAGUUGGAUCAUCAAAUAUAACUCCCAGCAAAAUUGUUGAUGAACUUUUCAAGGAAGCAAGAGAACAUGGGGCAGUCCCUUUGGAUGAAGUAUCGAGAGUUUCAGGGGAUUGUCAUAAAGCUAAAUCAUUUUCUGGUGGUGGAUACAGAUUGGGCAGUUCAUCUCUAAAGCGGUCCGAAUACAUAUAUGGAGAAAAUCAGCAUGGGCAAGAAGUUCAAAUAUUGCUAAAAUUGUGGAGGAAUGGUUUCAGUUUGGAUGAUGGAGAGCUGAGAUCUUACUCAGAUCCAGUAAAUGCUGAGUUUCUUGAAUCUGUUAAAAGAGGAGAGAUUCCUGUAGAACUUCAACGAUUGGUGCAUGGAGGCCAAGUAAAUUUAGAUAUGGAAGAUCAUCAGGAGCAAGAAUAUGUAAGGCCUAGACUGAGAUUCAAAGCUUUCAGUGGAGAAGGCCAGAAGCUUGGAAGUCUUACUCCUGAGAUUGUCAGCACACCUUCUUCACCGGAAGAAGAAGAAAAAUCCUUUCUUGAUGGUGUUUUUUUGGUUGAUGACUCCAUGCCAACAACCAAAAUUCAGAUUAGGCUUGCAGACGGAAGCCGUUUAAUACAAAGAUUUAAUCAAACACACAGGAUUUUAGAUAUUCGAAAUUUUAUUAUCCAGUCUCGUCCUUCAUUUGCAACCACUGACUUUGUUCUUUUGACUACAUUUCCCCAUAAAGAACUUACAGAUGAAAGCCUAACACUAGAGGAAGCCGAUAUCCUGAACACUGUGAUUCUUCAACAAUUAAAGUAAAUGUUGAGUGCAAUAUAGUUUCUGGAAAUGGAUAAUGUGCCAUAUUGUUCUAUGCCAAUGCUUACAGUAAGGUGGGGUGAUGGGGGGAGAGCAAGAAGAAACCCUAAAGUUUUUCAGUUAAGGAGAUCCGUUGGCUUUUAAUACUGUUCUGUCUUCCAGUGACAACUCAUCUGAACUGAAUUUCAGGGAGCUUUCUUGAUGCGUAUUAAUUUAUUUUGUAUUCUUCCCAAGCCAGGUUUGCAUAAACCUGUGUGAAUUUCAGUAUUCAUUAGGGGCGGGGAAACACUUUUUGCUUUCAAACAUUUUUUAAGGAUGUAAAUGCAAUUCUGAAACAAGAGGGCUUUUUUUCUUCAGACUUGGUAAGACUUGAACUACAGAAGAAUUUCAUGCUGCAUUAGCUAACAGCCAUUUAAAAAAACAAACCCUGAACCUUAUUUAUGUUCCAUUAUGUGGUUUGGAAAUUGUCUGUUCACAGGUUGACUUCUUUCUACUUAUUUAGCAUGAUCUUAACACAUUCUAUAAUGUUGUACUGGUAAAAUAUUUGGCUCAUUCAAGCAUUCACCUUUAAUCUCAUGGAUUAUUAUUUCAAUUGAGAAACUGAUUUGCUGAAAAGAUGGAGGAUUAGAGUAAGAACAUUUUAUAUGAGAAAUUCGUGUUGCAAAGGACGAACGCUAACUUUUGUAAAAAAAACAAGACACCCAUGGUAGCAUAACAGAUAUUAAAAAUAAGAAUCUCAGGGUCUACAAUUAAUGUCUGAAGAUAGAUUUGUGGUCAUAUGAAUCACAUGCAAUUGAGGGCUAAUUUAUACUACCCACUAAUCCACUGUUAAUGAUAUACAAGCUCUAUUGUACACUUACCCAGUCAUUUCAGUGAAAAGACCUGGUUUGCACAUUUUUUAAAAAAAUGGAUGGCUUCCCCAUUCCUGAUUAUAUGCAGGAUCUGAUGCACUUAAAAGUCCCAUUGCAAAGCACUCCCUCCCCUAAAAAAAAAAAAUCUUGAAUGAGAUAUUUGUAUUGCUAGCUGCUGUUUUAUCAUUCUGGAUUUGCAGUCUCCAGUGGUAGAUUAGGUCACAUGAAUCAUUUUCCAAAGUGGUGAUUUGAUGAAACUCCAGUUGGCUCACGUUAAGACUGUAUUCAUUUAUCCAAGAUCAUGGCUUGUCUUGUAAUUGUCCUCUAAUCCAAGUAAUAAGGGAAGGCCACACCCAGAGAGAUUAUGUAUGGCAGUUCAGAGUUGCUUCAAGGUUUCAUGUAGGAGAAUCUACAUUCAGUUAUCGGCACACCAGCAGUGACACUUCUCUCCCUAAAUCUGCAUCUUGCCCUGAAGUCUAGUACAAAUGUCACCUUCCUGAGAUCUCCAUGAAAAGGGGGGUGGGCGGAACUUGAAGGGCAAAAAAUCAGUCACUGUACGCUUCAUCUGCCUUCACCUUUGUCUUUUGUUCCAACCAGAGAGCAGCAUUUGGGCUGCAGUCAGAUGGGGAAAAUGAGGAAAAAUCACACUGGACAGAAAUCCUUGCAUCUGCAGAAAUGCUGUGAUGGCUAGCCUAGUUUGGGAACUAGAUGAUUAGAUGAAGGUACACAGUUAGAACGAUCUAGCUGAGUAUACAAAUUGUACCUUAUUGCCAAUCACCAUGUGCUAAAAAUUGUCCAGUUUUUCAUUGCAGAGUAACAUUGAGAUAAUUUAACCAAUUUAGUUCCCAUAAAGAUUGUGUAAUGUUGGCUAGUUUUACAUCUUGAGGAAGUACCGGGAAGGUUACCUGUUGAAAGUGUUUAUGCAGUACAGCUUGUGUUCCAUGUUAGUUCAAAAUAAAAGAAAAUUGUCUUGGAAGUACAGCUUUAUUUUCAAAGGAAAUGGAAGAACUGGGAAGUGUUCAUGUCGCUUUAUGAAUAGUAUCAAUAGUCCUUUCUGUGCAUUUUAAUUGAUAAUUUUGCAAUGUGGAUAGCUUUUGUUUGGAUCAGUAAUUUAUUUUAGCAUUUUUACUAUUAGUUGGUACAUGUAUCCAUAAUUUUCGAAGAUACAAACCUUUUAAAGGCAUCUUCAAAAAGUUUUCUUUGAAAUCAAAGAAAUACAUUGUAAAGUCCAGUGUCUGCAUGUUUUAACCAGUCCCAAAUUUUUCAUGUGUUCUAAUCAAUAAAGACAAUUCUUUUGUUGA